AUGAAGAAGUGUAUUCUUGUAUUGGCUGCUCUCAUUCUCGUUGCCGCUGCUUUUGAUGAUAGUUCGGAUGAAGAUUCGUUCGGUUCUUUCUCCGUCUCGGUGUCUUCGGACGACUCGGGGUCUUCAGAUAGUUUUAUUUCUGAAGAGGAUCCGCUAAACACUCGCGAAUCGAGCAAUUCAAGAGAAUCAAGAGACUCAAAAUCUAAGGAAAGGAAAUCCAACGAGUCUAAACAUUUAAAGAAAACUACAAGACCAUCGAGCUCUUCAUCAGGAAGUUCUUCUUCUGGAAACAGCAGAUCUAACGAGAGACUCAACGCGGACCGUGUCAACAAAGCAAACAACAUGAACAGAGUCCCAAUGUCUCAAUCGCAUCAAUAA
Molecule: messenger RNA, 378 nt
Organism: Caenorhabditis remanei
Lineage: Eukaryota; Metazoa; Nematoda; Chromadorea; Rhabditida; Rhabditidae
Exons: 1
Coding region: 1-378 (125 amino acids)
Source: RefSeq, a predicted model, not a curated record